This is a messenger RNA of Chara braunii, 1343 nucleotides long. The record is from the annotation of a GenBank genome assembly. Lineage: Eukaryota; Viridiplantae; Streptophyta; Charophyceae; Charales; Characeae.
GGCAAGGUGGCGGAGUACCAUGCUUGGCUUAUGAGGCAAGCCAAGAGGUACAUUUUGACGCAGACUGGUUUCGAGUUGGACGGUGAAGAUAACAUCGUUGCCUGUCGACAGUUUGAGGACUUCUACAUGCAUCAGAGCAGGUUUGGUGAUUGGGGCGGGGCUGAGGGGCAUGCUCGUGGGCGAGCGUGUAGCGGUGACGCCGAGACGAUCGAGUGCGCAUCUUGGUGCUCCCAGUUCGGGGCUAGCACGCCUGAGUUGCAGCGGUGCGCUCUUCGUGUGAUGCACAUGUGGUCCUGCGCCUCUCCCGUGGAAAGGAACUGGGCAGUCCACGAGGGCAUCCACACGAAGAAGUGCAACAGGUUGGCCUUCGAGAAGGUCGUGCAACUCGUUGAGAUCACCGCAAAUGUGCGGUUGACAGAGUAUCGGCGGGUAGGAUGCCGUUAUGUGCUGCCAUGGCAGCGGGAGGAGGGCAUGCUCGGCUGCCAGGCAGGACUCGAGGUGGAGCUGGUGCGCACAGGCAACCGCAAGGGGAUGACAGAGCAGAAGAUUGCCCAGCAAGUUGCACUUAUAGCGCGUGAUCCCAUCGAGACUUCCGCACCGCCCUCUGGAGAUGCUGUUUGUGAGAGACGUGCUUGUAUUUUCCGUCCCUACCCCGGGGACGAUGACUCGGAUGACGAACGGGCACCCGAGGCAGCAGAUGACCCCACGCUCCCCAUUCCCCAUGAGAUCGAUGAGACGCACGACGAUGCCAACGACGCGGAGACGAGGACAUACACCGCACGACGUGCGGCGGACCGGGCGGAGAGGGAGAUGAUGGGGGGAGGCGAGGAUUGUUGGGGCCCUUUCGGGGAGGUGGCUUUUAUGCGUCAUGUGCACGAUAACAGAGUCUGGGGGUCUCAUCACGGACUUCUGCAGAGAUUUGCGGUGGUCUGCCGGUUGAGGUUAAGAUCACGUUCCCCGAGGGUCUUGCAGGAGGACGGUGGCCACCGUGCCACCUUGGCGGACAAGGGGGGGGUAAGCCCGAGUGGAGGAGGAGGUAGCAGCAGUGGCAACAAUGAAGGGGGAGGUAGCAGUAGCAGCAGUGGAGGAGGAGGUGCUAGCAACAAUGGCAGUGGAGGGGGAGGUAGCAGCAGUGGAGGAGGAGGUAGCGGCAGCGGCAGCGGUGCCGGAUGUUGCUAUGGAGCAUGAUGGUGCGGACGCCACUAAGGGCAGUGAGGACCAUACAGCUGUUUAUCAGGGAAGAGCUUGAUCUGGUCGUGGGGGGUUUCACCCCUGGUGUGGCGAGGGGGUUGGGGAUGUCUCCUCCCACAGGGUGGUCAGGUAUGAGUCGGCACCGUUGGCGC